AUGACUUCGGUGCUUCAGGUCCAGAGAAACAGCGCCCAAAUUAUGAAAACGGGCGAACUUCGGCCUGACAGUCGCUGCAGCGUUCAGACAGUGGCAUCAGUCACGGAGAUGGCUCGGGACAUGGAACAUGGCUUCGGUGAUCAGACAAUAAUGACAAAUGAGCAAGCUUUGGAAUCCGUUUCGGAAGGCCCUUUGCAGCUCGAGGUGCUUUUAAGCAAGGGAUUCACGCACCGGGACUUGGAAUUAUUAAGGGAAGGAGGGAUUCAGACGGUUGAAUGUAUCGCUUUUUCUCCAGAUCGAGCUAUUGCCGAGAUAAAGGGAAUAUCGGACCAAAAGGUGGAAAAGCUUAAAACCGCUUGUCGAGGCCUAUUAGGUCUUGGUUUUUGUCUAGCCACGAACUUCCUUGAGGCUCGUCAAAACCUUAUACGAUUUACCACCGGAAGUGUGGACUUGGACCGAAUCCUUCAGGGCGGAAUUGAAUCAGGCAGCAUCACCGAGAUUUUUGGUGAGUUUAGGACGGGCAAAACGCAGCUGUGCCACACUUUAGCCGUCACUUGCCAACUGCCGGUUGACCUGGCGGGCGGUGAUGGUAGGUGUUUGUGGAUAGACACUGAAGGAACGUUUCGUCCCGAGCGGGUAGUGGCAAUCGCUGAGCGGUAUCAAUUAACACCGCACGUCGUACUGGAUAAUAUCAUAUACGGCCGCGCUUUCAACACCGACCAUUUGCUGCAGCUUCUUGUGGAGUCGGCCGCCAUCAUGGCGAAGACCAGGUUCGCUCUCGUUGUGAUAGACAGCAUCAUCAGUCUAUAUCGAAGUGAGUUCGCGGGACGGGGCGAGCUGGCCAGUCGCCAGAUGCACUUGGGUAGAGUCUUGCGAACCUUACAGCGCAUUGCUGACACCUUUGGAGUUGGUGUGAUUCUUACGAACCAGGUUAUGGCCAAGGUGGAUGGUAUGAUACCCGGGAAUGACAAACAACCCACCGGCGGUCAUGUUCUAGCCCACGCUAGUCAAACUCGUCUGUAUAUGAAAAAAGGCAAAGGUCAGAACAGGGUGUGCAAAAUAGUUGACAGCCCCAAUCUUCCAGAGGCGGAAGCACAAUUCAGCAUCAAAGAGGGGGGCAUAGAUAAAGCAGACAAUUGA
Molecule: messenger RNA, 1140 nt
Organism: Gregarina niphandrodes
Lineage: Eukaryota; Apicomplexa; Conoidasida; Eugregarinorida; Gregarinidae
Product: DNA repair Rad51-like protein
Exons: 2
Coding region: 1-1140 (379 amino acids)
Biological process (GO): DNA strand invasion; DNA repair; DNA recombinase assembly
Cellular component (GO): condensed nuclear chromosome
Molecular function (GO): double-stranded DNA binding; single-stranded DNA binding; ATP hydrolysis activity
Source: RefSeq, a predicted model, not a curated record